UUUCCUACGAGAACCUCAUGCCUAAUUUUUAGGAGUACUAGUUGAAUUGAAAUCUGCGAUCCCUGGAUUUCUUCCAACUUUUAGAUUUCAGAAAACCCUAGAUUAUUCAUCUUCCAAAUUCAUGAAAAUAAAUAUAAUUUUUCUCGGGACCCACUUUCUGUUUUAAGUAUAAUAUAACUGUAUUUCAGUUAAUUUGGCCCAUACCUCUUAUUUUUUUCAUUCACUCUUAAUUUUCAAGACACUGUUGUGUUUGGAGUGAGAGAGUGUGAAAUUGAAGAAGAUGCUUAAGGAGAAAGAGAAAGAACAAUUGUUUCUUUGGAUCUUCAAGUUUGCAGGCCGUAAGAAGGUUGGAAUGCUUUUCCUCUGUCUCACUCUCAUCUCUGCUGCUGUUUUCAUAUGGGUUUUCUACGUUGGAAAAGCAGGUGAAGAUUCUCGGGAAGGAAACACCGUGCAGAGUAUUAGAGUUAAUGAAAGUGUGUCUAUGAGUGAUUCUCUGUCUGAAGUAUCUACGGAAAAAAUUGCAUUACUUCCUUCUCCACCUAACUAUUUUUUGGGCUACCAUCUUCCUAUAGGGCAUCCGUGUAAUAGUUUCACAUUGCCUCCUCCACCUGCUGAUAAAAAGCGUACCGGGCCACGUCCAUGCCCAGUAUGUUACCUUCCUGUGGAAGAAGCUAUUGCACGGAUGCCAACAUUGACCUCGCCUUCUCCGGUUCUUCAGAAUUUAAUGUAUGUCUAUGAAGAAAAUUUCAGUAGAGGUGCAGAAUUUGGUGGUUCAGAGUUUGGUGGAUAUCCUACUUUGAAGCAGAGAAACGAGUCUUUUGAUGUACGAGAGUCAAUGAGUGUGCACUGUGGAUUUGUAAGAGGAACUAAACCUGGCCGCAACACAGGAUUUGACAUUGAUGAAGACGACCUUCUUGAAAUGGAUCAGUGUAAUGGAGUGGUUGUUGCAUCAGCUAUAUUUGGAAAUUUUGACGAGAUAAAUGAGCCAAAAAAUAUAAGUGAUUAUUCGGGGAAGACUGUAUGCUUCCUUAUGUUUGUAGAUGAAGAAACAGAAAAAUACCUGAGGGGUUCUGGCAGGCUGGGAAUCAGCAAGAAGAUUGGUUUGUGGAGAGUUAUUGUUGCUCGGAAUCUUCCUUACACAGAUGCAAGACGGACAGGAAAGAUUCCAAAGCUUCUGUUGCAUAGAUUGGUUCCAAAUGCUCGCUACUCUAUAUGGGCUGAUGGAAAGCUUGAACUUGUUGCUGAUCCAUAUCAAAUUCUUGAAAGGUUUCUGUGGAGGAAGAAUGCAACUUUUGCUAUAUCAAAGCAUUAUAGACGCUUUGAUGUAUUUGUCGAGGCAGAAGCCAAUAAAGCUGCUGGAAAGUACAAGAAUGCCUCUAUUGACUCCCAGAUUGAGUUUUACAAGAAGGAGGGGUUGACACCAUAUGCAGAGGCCAAACUUCCUCUUAUAAGCGAUGUUCCUGAAGGAUGUGUAAUAGUAAGAGAGCAUGUUCCUAUUAGCAAUCUCUUUACUUGUCUUUGGUUCAAUGAAGUUGACCGAUUUACUUCAAGGGACCAGCUUAGUUUUUCAACUGUCAGGGACAAAAUUUUGUCACGGGUAGAUUUUCAUUUCAAUAUGUUCUUGGAUUGUGAAAGGCGGAACUUUGUAAUUCAGAAAUACCACAGGGAUUUACUACUGCGUCUAGCUCCACCAGUGACCACUGCUCAAAUUCCUCUGCCAUCUCCCCCACCUCCAUUGCCUAUGCUUGAAACGUCUCCCGAAAAGGUUGUAGCUUCACCGGUUGGAAGAGGCCCUGGAAGGCGUGGAAAAGAUAAAAGAUCUGGUUCCAAGCGUCACCGCAAAGUUGUUGCUGGAAGUACUGAGAACGAAGCAAGUUAAGAAGUUUUGUUCGAGUGAUUAUAUUUUUUUUUACGAUAUACUCCCACCAAUCUUAAAUAUAAGCAAAAAAGUAAAUAGUACUGCAUUUAAGGUCGGAUGGAGUAUAAGUUCCACUGCAGAAGUCAUUCAUUGCAGAGGUGGAGGGAAAAUGUGCAAGAAAACUGUUGUAUCAUUUCCACAUGGACGCUCUCAUUCUUUUCUUUAUUUUGUGCAAUUGUUCAUUGUUGUUAAUUUUUUUUGUGCUGUAUAUAGGGUAAAAUUUUCAAUAAUUAUUAUAUGGGCUGCCACUAAAUUCCUUACGUUUUAGAAAA
Medicago truncatula (barrel medic) is the source of this 2190-nucleotide messenger RNA. RefSeq names its product probable hexosyltransferase MUCI70. The record is from RefSeq and is a predicted model, not a curated record. The transcript is spliced from 9 exons. The coding region runs from base 281 to 1879 and encodes 532 amino acids. Lineage: Eukaryota; Viridiplantae; Streptophyta; Magnoliopsida; Fabales; Fabaceae.